AUGGGGAUCGCGUCAUCCAUCCAAAUUCCGCCGGAAAAACCGGAGCAAGAGAAACCGGAUGAUUUCAGUGAUUGGCCAUAUCCGAUGACAGCUAAUGCAGAGUUGUUGAUGAAGAACCUCUAUGGCUUGUUCCCACCGAGAGCGGGAGAAUCAUCAACUGAUGAGGCCGCAGAAGCUAGGUAUAUGGAGUUCAUGAGAGGAGGUUGUUGCAAAGAUGCUUUUAACGCUCUGAUGGAUUGUGAAGGACCUCGUAGCUCUAAGUGCAAGCAAACAGCGUUGAUGCUGUUCAAUUGUAUGUAUUCUCACCCUGAUUACUAUCAGCCGGUUAACGCCGUGUGGGAAACUUCUUUCGAAAAGUUAGAAAAGGACCUCGAGGUCUUUCGUGCAAAGAAACAAAGAGAUGAGAGCUUUGAGAAAGCUAAUCUCUUUAAGUGCUCUAAGAGAUUCUAA
Messenger RNA from Raphanus sativus (radish), 450 nucleotides. RefSeq lists its product as uncharacterized. The record is from RefSeq and is a predicted model, not a curated record. Bases 1 to 450 code for a protein of 149 amino acids. NCBI's taxonomy places the organism in Eukaryota, Viridiplantae, Streptophyta, Magnoliopsida, Brassicales, Brassicaceae. The transcript has a single exon.